CGCGGCGUCCGGCCCGGGCCGAGCCGGGGGUAGGGGAUCGGAGCCCAGGCGCCGCCGCGGCCGUGGACCAGAGUCCGUGUGGUCCGGGUCAUGUCCGCGUGAGGGCACCGCCGCCACCUCCCGCGUCCCGGCCCAAGCCCGGCAGCGCCGCGCACUAUGGGCUCCAUCCUGAGCCGCCGCAUCGCGGGGGUGGAGGACAUCGACAUCCAGGCGAACUCGGCCUACCGCUACCCCCCGAAGUCUGGAAACUACUUUGCUUCGCACUUUUUCAUGGGAGGCGAGAAAUUCGACACCCCCCACCCUGAAGGUUACCUCUUUGGCGAGAACAUGGAUCUGAACUUCUUGGGCAGCCGCCCAGUCCAGUUUCCCUACGUCACUCCCGCCCCCCACGAGCCGGUGAAGACACUGAGGAGCCUGGUGAACAUCCGCAAAGACUCCCUCCGGCUUGUGAGGUACAAGGACGAUGCUGACAGCCCCACCGAGGACAGCGAGAAGCCCCGGGUGCUCUACAGCCUGGAGUUCACCUUCGACGCCGAUGCCCGAGUGGCCAUCACCAUCUACUGCCAGGCGGUGGAGGAGUUCCUAAACGGCAGGGCCGUGUGAGUCCCGCCCGCGGGCUGCUCUGAGAGCCUCUCUCUGGCUUAUUGACCAGGGUGGAAAAGACAAACUGUUUCUCUUACUGCACUCUCAAGCCACGCGCUGCCCCCUGCGCCCUGGUCUGCUGAGGAAUUGAACUUUGACCUGGACCGGGGCGUGUUUCCAGUGGUCAUCCAGGCCGUGGUGGACGAGGGAGAUGUUGUGGAAGUGACUGGCCAUGCGCACGUGCUCUUGGCCGCCUUUGAAAAGCACGUGGACGGCAGCUUCUCUGUGAAGCCGUUGAAGCAGAAGCAAAUCGUGGACCGGGUCAGCUACCUCCUGCAGGAGAUCUACGGCAUCGAGAACAAGAACAACCAGGAGACCAAGCCCUCGGAUGACGAGAACAGUGACAACAGCAACGAGUGUGUGGUGUGCCUGUCUGACCUGCGGGACACGCUGAUCCUGCCCUGCCGCCACCUGUGCCUCUGCACCUCCUGUGCGGACACACUGCGCUACCAGGCCAACAACUGCCCCAUCUGCCGGCUGCCUUUCCGGGCCCUCCUGCAGAUCCGGGCUGUGCGGAAGAAGCCAGGAGCGCUGUCCCCUGUGUCCUUCAGCCCGGUGCUGGCGCAGAGCCUGGACCACGAGGAGCACUCCAGCUCCGACAGCAUCCCACCCGGCUACGAGCCCAUCUCCUUGCUCGAGGCGCUCAACGGCCUUCGGGCCAUCUCCCCGGCCAUCCCCUCGGCCCCUCUUUACGAAGAGAUCACCUACUCGGGCGUGUCGGACGGCCUGUCCCAGGCCAGCUGUCCACUGGCUGGGGUGGAGCGGCUCGCAGAAGGCAGCCACCAGAAGGGCAAGGUGCGGAGCAAGUCUCCCGACAGCACCCUGCGGUCCCCAUCGUCCCCUAUCCACGAAGAGGAUGAGGAGAAGCUCUCGCAGGACUUGGACGCUCCUCCCCCGCUGAGCAGCGCGGGGCUGGUGCCGCAGGAGAGCAGCUCCCCCGAGAGUUUCGUAACGGAAGAGGCGGAUGAGGCGUCAUCACUGAAGCAAGGGAGCCGAGUGCCGUCCAUCGAGAACGUCCUGCAGGACAGCAGCCCUGAGCACUGCGGCCACGGCCAGCCGGGCCCACCUGCCGACAUCUACCUGCCAGCACGUGCUCCUGAAGUCGGUGCCCUUGCCGUGGAAGGCCCCGGUCUGUUGCUAACUGAGCUCCCGUCUGUCUCCCUCCUCUGCACAGCCCGGGGGCCCGGCUCCGGCUCUGUUGGUGGAGAGGAGUAAGUGGGUUGGUCCACCUCCAUGGAGACGCCCCGCAGCCUCAGCGCCACCAGUCCCCCCUGGCCUCCA
Molecule: messenger RNA, 1923 nt
Organism: Propithecus coquereli (Coquerel's sifaka)
Lineage: Eukaryota; Metazoa; Chordata; Mammalia; Primates; Indriidae
Gene: MGRN1
Product: mahogunin ring finger 1, E3 ubiquitin protein ligase
Exons: 18
Biological process (GO): protein ubiquitination; negative regulation of G protein-coupled receptor signaling pathway; endosome to lysosome transport
Cellular component (GO): early endosome; cytoplasm; plasma membrane
Molecular function (GO): ubiquitin protein ligase activity
Source: RefSeq, a predicted model, not a curated record